Messenger RNA from Symbiodinium sp. CCMP2592, 336 nucleotides. The record is from the annotation of a GenBank genome assembly. NCBI's taxonomy places the organism in Eukaryota, Dinophyceae, Suessiales, Symbiodiniaceae.
AUGCUGGUCACUCGACACCUCUUGACCCCCACAUCUCAUCGCGGAGGACACACUCAGGAAAGUGCUCAGAGCAGUGCCGGCAGACAGGCCUCAAACAUGCCGGCACGUCGGCAGCAUCCUUCGGUCGUCGCAAGGCAGCUGUUUCCAGGCGUGCAGGAUGACCAAAAGGAACUGUGUGGCCUGGCAGGAUGCGGGAUGGCCCAGCACUGCAUCGAGACGACGACCCGGAGAGGUGACCUCACCACACCUUGCCAGCCUGGCCGAAAUCCGAACUUAAAUGCCUGCGAGCUCGGCUGGUUGUGCCAAGGGGUCUUCGUCGGUUGCUGCGGGGGCUGA